Messenger RNA from Sorex araneus (European shrew), 1014 nucleotides. Its product is annotated as intelectin-1b-like. The coding region runs from base 1 to 1014 and encodes 337 amino acids. Gene Ontology annotation, molecular function: oligosaccharide binding. The record is from RefSeq and is a predicted model, not a curated record. NCBI's taxonomy places the organism in Eukaryota, Metazoa, Chordata, Mammalia, Eulipotyphla, Soricidae. The transcript has 8 exons.
AUGAGCACCACGGAGAAACGGGCAAACACAGAUGGAGACCUGGAGACUGGCAGGGCUGAUACGAGGCCCCUGUCCCUGCAGUGCUGCCUGCUGUUCCUCUCUGUGGCCACCUUGACCGGGGGUGCCGGAGCAAUCCCAGUUCCUGAGCCCAGCAAAGACUGCACAUCCUCACUCCAGUCCCUGCCGCGGAGCUGCAAGGAAAUUCAGAAGAGGUGUCCCAGAGCCAAGGAUGACCUGUACUUACUCCGCACCAAGCAAGGGCUCGUCUACCAGACCUUCUGUGACAUGAGCAUGGACGGCGGCGGCUGGACGCUGGUGGCCAGCGUGCAUGAAAACAACAUGGCUGGGAGGUGCACGGUGGGGGACCGCUGGUCCAGCCAGCAGGGCAACCGGGCCGACACCCCCAAGGGCGACAACAACUGGGCCAACUACAACACCUUUGGGACUGCAGAGGCAGCCACUAGCGACGACUACAAGAACCCCGGCUACUACGACAUCCAGGCUCAGGACCUGGGCAUCUGGCACGUCCCCAAUGACACCCCGCUACCCUCCUGGAGGAACAGCUCCCUGCUGAGGUACUUCACCUUCUCGCGUUUCUUCCGGAGACUCGGAGACAAUCUGUUUGGCCUCUACCAGAGAUACCCCGUCCAGUACAACCUCGGCAAGUGCUGGAAUGACAACGGCCCGGCCGUUCUUGUGGACUAUGACUAUGGGAGUCCCCAGAAAACCGCCUCCUACUACUCCCCCAUGGGUCAACGGGAAUUUGAGGCUGGAUUUAUCCAAUUCCGGGUGUUUAAUAACGAGAGAGCAGCCAACGCCCUGUGUGCAGGGAUGAGAGUUACCGGAUGCAACACAGAACACCACUGCAUCGGAGGAGGGGGCUUCUUCCUGGAGGACAACUCCAGGCAGUGCGGGGACUUCUCAUCGUUUGAUGCAAAUGGCUAUGGAACACACAGAGAUUACAGCAACAGCCGGGCCAUCACUGAGGCGGCCGUGCUGCUCUUCUACCGCUGA